Messenger RNA from Cololabis saira (Pacific saury), 7980 nucleotides. RefSeq names its product phosphatidylinositol 4-kinase, catalytic, alpha a (gene pi4kaa). The transcript has 54 exons. Gene Ontology annotation, cellular component: plasma membrane; cytoplasm. The record is from RefSeq and is a predicted model, not a curated record. Gene Ontology annotation, biological process: phosphatidylinositol phosphate biosynthetic process; phosphatidylinositol-mediated signaling. Gene Ontology annotation, molecular function: 1-phosphatidylinositol 4-kinase activity. The coding region runs from base 148 to 6525 and encodes 2125 amino acids. Lineage: Eukaryota; Metazoa; Chordata; Actinopteri; Beloniformes; Belonidae.
AGCGGAUCCCGGUGGCUCCACCGGGUUUUUUGGCCGUCGCGGCUGCCGUCGUCGCGUCGUGACUGACUGGUCUCCGCUCAUCCGGUCCGGUCGGGUCCAGGGGGAUGUUCGUGUCGCUGUGAAGCAGCAGCCCGGGUGUUGUUAACCAUGUCUGCGAGCGGAGGGGGAAGCAGCGGCUUCUACUUCAGCACCGUCCUGUCCUUGGCUCGGUCUCUGGCGGCUCACCGACAGGCGCCCAUAGACAAGGUCCAGAAGCUCCAGUGCAUGUGUCCUGUGGACUUCAGGGGAGUCUUCCAGCUGGAUGAGAGGAGGAGAGAUGCUGUGAUAGCGCUUGGCAUUUUUCUAGUAGAGUCAGACCUUCAGCACAAAGAAGCCACCGUCCCCUACCUGCUUGGGCUGCUGAAAGGGCUUCCCAAAGUUCAGUGGAUCGAAGAAAGCUCAGAGCGCAAAGGACGGGAGACUCUUCCGGUCGCAGAAAACUUCAGCUUCGCUCUCGUAACGCUGCUUUCAGACGUCGCCCAACGCGAUGAAAACUUACGAGGACAGAUCCUGGAGGCGAUUAUGGACAUCAUGAAGGUUCUUCAAGACACCUGCAAAAGUCCAGAGGCCCAUGACAAAGAAUACCUGUGCAGGUACACUGUGCCCACCCUCCUCGGUGUCGCCAGAGCGUUCGGUAGAUACAGCAACACGGACGAGCCGCUGCUGUCCAAGCUGUUUCCUCGACCCGUCGCUCCCCUGCUGCCCAACAGAGACGACAGCGAUGCCGUCCGCCGACGUUCCUUCAACGACUUCCGCUCCAUCCUCCCAAGCUCGCUGCUCACAGUGUGUCAGGGAGACUCUGUGAGACUGAAAGGCUCCUCCGUGUCCAGUUUGUCACAACAGGCCAGUCCAGAGAGAGGUCUGACACCCAGCUCCCCUGCAGAUCCAUCUGCACACUACUUUGAAGGCUCGUAUCUUCCCGACGGCAGCGCCGUGGAUCCCGAUUACUACUUCUCCACCAUCAGCUCCAGCUUCUCCGUCUCUCCUCUGUUCACUGGCAGCAGCUCCGGAGAGUUACAUGUUCCUCUGGAUAUGCUCAGACAACUCCUCCACAUGGUUGAGCAGUUUGUCUCGGAGUCGUUUCUCAAAUCCCUGGAUGGGACCUUGGCAGAACUUCUAGAGAUGAAUCCUGGUUUUCAUCUCUACUACAAAACCUUCAGUGACCCACUGUAUGUUGCCAUAUUUAAGAUGCUGAGAGACACCUUGUACAACCUGAAAGAUCUUCAGACUGACUACGUGAAGGAGGUCCACGACUUUGUCCUGGAGCAGUUCAGCAGCAGCCAGUCGGAGCUGCAGAGGAUCCUCCACGAUGUCGAGUACCUCCAGAGCGAAUUGAGCCCGCUGAAGCUGCGCUGCCAGGCCAACGCCGCCUGCGUGGACCUCAUGGUGUGGGCUGUGACCGAGGAGCAGGGCGCUGAGAACCUUUGCACCAAACUGUCGGAGAAGCUGCAGUCGAAGACCUCCAGCAAGGUCAUCAUUGCCCACAUGCCCCUCCUCAUAUGCUGCUUACAGGGUUUGGGUCGUCUGUGCGAGCGCUUCCCCGUUGUGGCCCACUCUGUCACCACGUCUCUGAGAGACUUCUUGGUGGUCCCUUCUCCUGUUCUGGUGAAGCUGUACAAAUAUCACACCCAGUACACUCCAGGAGGUGGUGAGAUCAAAAUCCACGUGACCAACGAACAUUCCCAGUCGACUCUCAGCACCCACUCAAGCAAGAAGAGCCAGCCGUCCAUGUACGAGCAGCUGCGGGACAUCUCCAUAGAUAACAUCUGCAGGUGCCUAAAGGCGGGCCUGACCAUGGAUAACGUCAUCGUUGAGGCUUUUCUCGCCAGUCUUUCGAAUCGUCUCUACAUCUAUCAGGAGAAUGACAAGGACGCCCACCUGAUCCCUGACCACACCAUCAGAGCUCUGGGUCACAUUGCCGUGGCAUUGCGCGACACUCCCAGAGUAAUGGAGCCCAUCCUGCAGAUCCUGCAGCAGAAGUUCUGCCAGCCUCCGUCCCAGCUGGACGUCCUCAUCAUCGACCAGCUGGGCUGCAUGGUCAUCACAGGAAAUCAAUACAUCUACCAGGAAGUGUGGAAUCUGUUCCAGCAGAUCAGCGUCAAGGCGAGCUCCAUGGUCUACUCCACCAAAGAAUACAAAGACCAUGGAUACAGACACUGUUCGCUGGCCGUGAUCAAUGCUCUGGGGAACAUAGCGGCAAACCUCCAGGCUGAGCAGAUGGUGGACGAGCUGCUGGUCAACCUACUGGAGCUUUUCGUCCAGCUGGGUUUAGAGGGGAAGAGAGCCAGCGAGAGGGCCUCGGACAAAGGCCCGGCUCUGAAGGCGUCGAGCAGCGCAGGAAACCUCGGAGUCCUGAUCCCAGUCAUCGCUGUGCUAACGAAGAGGUUGCCGCCAAUCAAGGAGGCAAAGCCGCGCCUGCAGAAGCUGUUCAGAGACUUCUGGCUCUACUCGGUGGUCAUGGGAUUUGCAGUGGAGGGCUCAGGUCUCUGGCCGGAGGAGUGGUACGAAGGAGUCUGUGAGAUCGCCACCAAAUCGCCGCUGCUGACGUUCCCCAGCGGCGAACCUUUACGCUCAGAGCUGCAGUACAACUCUGCCCUGAAGAACGACACCGUCACCGCAGCGGAGCUGAAUGAUCUACGCAGCACCAUCAUCAACCUGCUGGACCCUCCGCCGGAGGUGUCUGCUCUUAUCAACAAGCUGGACUUCGCCAUGUCCACGUAUUUGCUGUCCGUUUACAGACUGGAGUACAUGAGGAUGCUGCAUGCUCUGGACUCAGACCGUUUUCAGGUCAUGUUUCGGUACUUUGAAGACAGAGCGAUACAGAAGGAUAAAUCUGGUAUGAUGCAGUGUGUGAUUGCUGUUGGGGACAAGGUCUUCGAGGUCUUCAUUCAGAUGAUGGCUGAAAAACAAAAGACCAAAGCCCAUGAGGAGGAGCUUGAACGACACGCUCAGUUCCUCCUAGUCAACUUCAAUCACAUCCACAAGAGGAUUCGCAGAGUAGCUGACAAGUAUUUGUCGGGCCUUGCGGAAACUUUCCCUCACCUGCUAUGGAGUGGCCGGGUGCUGAAGACAAUGCUGGACAUCCUGCAGACGCUCUCUCUGUCCCUCAGUGCUGACAUUCACAAGGACCAGCCUUACUACGACAUCCCAGACACACCCUACAGAAUCACUGUCCCAGACACCUAUGAAGCCAGAGAGAGCAUCGUGAAGGAUUUUGCUGCACGAUGUGGAGAGAUCUUGAAAGAAGCUAUGAAAUGGGCUCCGUCUGUUACCAAGUCCCACCUACAGGAGUACCUGAAUAAACACCAGAACUGGGUGUCGGGUCUCUCCCAGCACACGGGCCUGGCCAUGGCCACAGAAAGCAUCCUGCACUUCGCUGGUUACAACAGACAAAGCACCACGCUGGGGUCCACUCAGCUGACUGAGAGACCAGCUUGUGUGAAGAAAGACUACUCCAACUUCAUGGCAUCGCUGAACCUCCGGAACAGAUACGCUGGGGAGGUCUCGGGUAUGAUCCACUUCGCCCAAGCGGUCCGGGGACAGUCAGAUCUGAGCCGGUUGAUGAUCAAGCAGAUGGGAGAGGCGUUGGACUCGGGGGAGCCCGAGGCCUUCACUGAAGCCAUGUUCAAACUGGCAGCGUUGCUCAUCAGCAGCAAAGACUGCGACCCUCAGCUGCUGCACCACCUCUGCUGGUCUCCUCUCAAGAUGUUUACGGAGCACGGACUGGAAACGGCCAUCGCCUGCUGGGAGUGGCUGCUGGCGGCGCGCACGGGAGUGGAAGUCCCGUUCAUGCGAGAGAUGGCGGGCGCGUGGCAGAUGACAGUGGAGCUGAAGAUGGGCUUGUUCUCAGAUACUCAGGUGGAGGCUGAUCCUCUCGCUGCAUCAGAGGAGAGUCAGCCUGUCCCCUGCCCUCCAGAUGUUACCCCUCACCACAUCUGGAUCGAGUUUCUCGUCCAGAGGUAUGAGAUAGCGAAGUACUCCAGCGCAGAUCAGGUGGAGAUCUUCUGUAGUCUGAUGCAGCGCUCACUGUCGCUGGAUGUUGGCGGGGCUAAGAGCAGCCUCAACCGCCACGUAGCUGCGAUCGGACCUCGUUUCAGGCUUCUGACGCUGGGUCUGGCUCUGCUCCACUCUGACGUUGUCACCAAUGCAACCGUGAGAAAUGUGCUCCGGGAGAAAAUCUAUUCCACUGCCUACGAUUACUUCAGCGUAUCUCCAAAGUUUCCCACGCAGGGUGACAAGCACCUGCGUGAGGACAUCAGCAUCAUGAUUCGCUUCUACGCCAGCAUCCUCUCUGACAAGAAGUACCUUGCGGCUUACCAGCUGGUCCCCCCCGGUGAGCUUGGUACCACUCCCGCCCCGAGCACACUCUCUGCUGGGAUAUUCGGAUCGCUUAUCGUGUCCAGCACUACUCCGAUAUCAAUCUUAAACAAUCAGGACGCAGCGUUGAACAGCCUGGCGGUGAUGAACGCCGCUGACCUGAGGAGCAACGUGGACUCCAGUUCUCGCUCGCAGCACAGCGGCCAGGGUUGGAUCAACACCUACCCGCUGUCCAGCGGCAUGUCCACCACCUCCAAGAAAUCAGGCACGUCCAAGAAGAGCAACCGAGGAACGCAGCUUCACAAGUACUACAUGAAACGCAGGACUCUGCUGCUGGCGUUACUGGCCAGUGAGAUCGAACGGCUGACGACGUGGUACAACCCCCUGUCCACUCAGGAGUUGGCCAUCGCCACCGAGCAGUCGGUGGAGACCAGCAUCGCCAACUGGAGGUCCAAGUACAUCAGCCUGACUGAGAAACAGUGGAAGGACAACGUUAACCUGGCCUGGGGUAUCGCCCCUUACCUGGCCAUGCAGCUGCCGGCCAGGUUUAAAAAUGACGCCAUUGUUGCCGAGGUAACCAGACUGGUGAGACUGGACCCCGGAGCCGUCAGUGACGUUCCUGAGGCCGUCAAGUUCCUGGUGACGUGGCACACCAUCGAUGCCGACUCUCCGGAGCUCAGCCACAUCUUGUGCUGGGCCCCCGCCGACCCCCCGACUGGGCUGUCCUACUUCAGCAGCAUGUACCCUCCUCAUCCUCUCACUGCGCAGUACGGAGUUAAAGUGCUGCGCUCCUUUCCUCCGGAUGCCAUCUUGUUCUACAUACCCCAGAUUGUUCAGGCACUUCGUUUCGAUAAGAUGGGUUACGUCAGGGAGUACAUCCUGUGGGCGGCACAGAAGUCUCAGCUUCUCGCCCAUCAGUUUAUCUGGAACAUGAAGACCAACAUCUUCAUGGAUGAAGAAGGACACCAGAAGGACCCCGACAUCGGGGAGCUGCUGGAGCAGAUGGUGGAGGAAAUCACUGGGUCGCUGUCGGGUCCCGCCAAAGACUUCUACCAGAGAGAGUUUGACUUCUUCAACAAGAUCACCAACGUCUCCGCCCUCAUCAAGCCGGUUCCAAAAGGCGAGGAAAGAAAACGAGCGUGUCUCAAGGCUUUAUCCGACAUCCGAGUGCAGCCAGGAUGUUACUUGCCCAGUAAUCCGGAGGCAAUCGUCCUGGACAUCGACUACAAGUCUGGAACCCCCAUGCAGAGUGCUGCCAAGGCGCCCUACCUUGCCAAGUUUAAGGUGAAGCGCUGUGGGGUGAGUGAGCUGGAGAGGGAGGGGCUCCGCUGUCCCUCAGACUCUCUGGAGGACGGAGAAGACAAUCCUGACGGGCCACGCAAGGUGUGCUGGCAGGCGGCCAUCUUCAAAGUGGGCGAUGACUGCAGACAGGAUAUGCUCGCCCUGCAGAUCAUUGGCCUUUUUAAGAACAUCUUCCAACUGGUCGGGCUGGAUCUGUUUGUGUUCCCGUACAGAGUGGUGGCCACUGCACCAGGGUGCGGCGUGAUCGAGUGCAUCCCCGACUGCAAAUCCAGAGACCAGCUCGGCCGGCAGACGGACUUCGGGAUGUACGAUUACUUCCGUAACCAGUACGGCGAUGAAUCCACCCUGGCCUUCCAGAAGGCGCGGUACAACUUCAUCCGCAGCAUGGCCGCUUACAGCCUCCUGCUGUUCCUGCUGCAGAUCAAAGACAGACACAACGGCAACAUCAUGCUGGACAGCAAAGGUCACCUCAUCCACAUAGAUUUCGGCUUCAUGUUUGAGAGCUCGCCUGGCGGUAACCUAGGCUGGGAGCCCGACAUCAAGCUGACGGAUGAGAUGGUGAUGAUCAUGGGGGGCAAAAUGGAGGCCACACCUUUUAAAUGGUUCAUGGAGAUGUGUGUCAGAGGAUAUCUGGCUGUGCGACCCUACAUGGAUGCAGUGGUGUCUCUGGUCACCCUCAUGUUGGACACUGGACUGCCGUGUUUCAGAGGACAAACCAUAAAACUCCUCAAGGGACGUUUUAAUCCACAGAUGAGCGAGAAAGAAGCGGCAGCGUUCAUGAUCAAAAUCAUCCAAAGCUGUUUCCUCAGCAGCAGGAGUAAAACGUACGACAUGCUGCAGUACUACCAGAACCAGAUCCCUUAUUGAGGCUCCCCGUCCGGACCACUGCCGCUCCUACAUCACAGACGUCUAUGCAGGAGCGCCGCCGAAUCUUUCCAAGCACUCUAAAACAGACGGGAUCAGCUGGUUCUGCUCUUUUGGGGCCAGGCAGCGAUGGGGCACUUUAGUUUUAAACUCUCCACUUUUACGUCCUCAGAUUUUAUAAAGUAAUCGUGUGUUUUAGAUUAUUUCUCUAUUUAAGAUGAGAUUUAUGACUUUUACCUGAACGCGUACCUGAAUCUCCCUUUAAGUAUUUCCCUGGAUGCAGUCGUUUGUAACUCGCACCAACACGAGCCGCCGCGCUGUUACACACUUCGAUGCACUUUAAAGAUCGCAGUAUUUCAUCGGCUUUACCUUCCGCUGAUGGAGAGGUGAUCUGAAGAGCCGGCGCUGGGAUCAAUCAACGUUUAAUCAGACAUGUAGAGGCAUGGAGUCAGAUGUGUUUAUGCCGUAGUGUUUAAUAUAGUUACUGUGGAAUCACUUCCUGGUCGCGGGCAGCUUUUCUGUGAUUUGGUGUGUAGAUUUACAACAACGUGUUUAACGGGAUUUUUUUUCUUCUUUUUUGUUCUUUUUUUUACGCUCAUCGUCACGUUUUCAUGUCAGCCGGAGGUUAAAUAGUUGUUUACACUGUUUCACCAACCUGAAACUUUGAAAUUCAUUAAAAUAUCUCAGUUUGUCCUGAGAGUUGAUGUUGGGGCGCAUGAAAAAACUGGACCUGAGUGGGAUAUUAAGUCCACAGCAAACAGCCAGGAAGUUGAUUUAACUUCCAGCACGGGUCUUCUACUGACCACCGGUGUCCAACAGUGAGACCAUCUCUACUGACCUGCAUGUUAAAAUGUCAAACUUUACAAAAAUUAUUAAACAAACAUGUUUACAGUCUGGUUCAGAAAACGGUUUUGGUCCACUGGUUCCCGGUUCUGGGUUCCAGUUUAAAGGCUGCUAGCGAGGGCUAACCAGGUGGCUAACCGCUUCCAUCAGCCUGGCCAGCAACAUAGCCCUGGACCCUUUCAGAAGCCUCCUAGGCAGUACUCGAGUUGUGAAAAAAAAUCAGGGGGGAUGGUGGAUUUUAUCAUAUGGGGACAGAUAAUUUGUGCUGAUUACAAAUAAUAUAAUAUAUUACAAAUAAUAGCACUGACCAAAACACCUGCAGAAAUACUGCAGGAAUGACAUAGCAGCAGUUAAAUGCAGCCUUCUGUAAGCUUUAAAUAUCCACUGGGCUUAGAUCAAAUACAUCAAAACACAAAAAUAAAAAACAGUUUUCUGAACUUAUCAAUAUGACUCUGUCCUUCACAGGAUAAGUAAAAUGGAUCACUGCAAAAACUCAAGAUCUUAACAAGAAUAUUUGUCUUAUUUCUAGUUAAAAUGUCUAAUUUUAGUAAAAAAAAAUCUCAUUACACUUAAAACAAGACUCAUCACUGGAAAAAACUACAAUUUUCACCUGUU